This is a messenger RNA of Medicago truncatula (barrel medic), 2053 nucleotides long. RefSeq names its product vacuolar cation/proton exchanger 5. Gene Ontology annotation, biological process: calcium ion transmembrane transport; intracellular calcium ion homeostasis. The record is from RefSeq and is a predicted model, not a curated record. Lineage: Eukaryota; Viridiplantae; Streptophyta; Magnoliopsida; Fabales; Fabaceae. Gene Ontology annotation, cellular component: plant-type vacuole membrane. The transcript has 13 exons. The coding region runs from base 273 to 1604 and encodes 443 amino acids. Gene Ontology annotation, molecular function: calcium:proton antiporter activity.
UGAGUUUUGAUGAAUUCUUAAUCUCUUCUACGAACUUAGAUCUAAAACAAAAGGCAGAUUCUAUGACCAAAGAACAAGAAAAUAUAAUUUGUUAGUUAAACUUCUCUUAAUAAAACUUGUUUAUUAUCUGCAUCCGUUUGAGUUAACUCCCCUUCUGAAUAUUCAUCCACAUAUAAGUUGGUUUGGACAAUGGAAUUGUGAAAGGUGUUAGUUUUUUUAUCAUUCAUUUGGUAAACAUUUCUACAAAGAAGACGUGAAAUUUUGAAAACAAUAUGAAGAGGGCUAUCUCGGUGGGAUCUUUAGAGGGAAGAGGUGUGAUAGAACUCGAAAACGCGAGCUUACUUAAUCCUUCUUCAUUUCCUAAAAAAGAUGCAUCAUUUGGAGAAGAAGAUUCACCAAUUGAUCAUGAGUAUAGGAAUUUCUCACAGGAUGUAAUAAAAAUUAAGAUGCUUAGUAGCAUAAAACUUGUAAUCCUUUCAACCAAGAUAAACUUACUCCUGCCUUUUGGUCCCAUGGCAAUUUUGGUAGAUAAAUUGUUUCAUAGUCAUGGUUGGGUCUUUCUUUUUAGCUUAUUAGGCAUUAUACCCUUGGCAGAGCGUUUGGGAUAUACGACUGAGCAACUAGCUUUCUUUACUGGACCUGCGGUUGGUGGUCUUUUAUACGCCACAUUUGGAAAUGCAACAGAAUUAAUUAUAUCAAUUCACGCCCUCAAAAGUGGAUUGGUUCGUCUUGUUCAACAAUCGCUACUCGGUUCAAUUUUAUCUAACCUAUUGUUAGUGCUUGGAUCUGCAUUAUUUGCUGGUGGAUUAGUAUUUCAUAAGAAGGAACAACUAUUUAACCAUGCAGAUGCAAACGUGGAUUUCGGAUUAUUAUUGAUGGCGGUAAUGGGACUGUUAUUUCCAGCAAUUCUCCAUGCUACACAAACAGAAUCAGAAUAUGGGACAUCUCAGUUAUCUCUUUCAAGAUUUACUAGUUGCAUUAUGCUUGUGGCAUAUGCUUCCUAUGUAGUGUUUCAAUUGAAGAUUCAGAAGAAUUUAGAACUUUCAGUUCAUGAGGACAAGAAUUUCAAUGAAGAUGCUUCAAAUGAUGCAGAAACUCCUGAGAUUUCAAUGUGGGAAUCAAUGAUAUGGAUUUCAAUCUUAACAGGAGGUAUAUCUAUCUUGUCAGAAUACUUGGUUAACACCAUAGAGGGGGCAUCAAAACAGUUUCAAAUGCCAGUGUCAUUUCUUAGUGUUAUUCUUCUUCCAGCAGUAGGGAAUGCUGCUGAGCAUGUUGGAUCUGUUAUGUUUGCUAUCAAAGACAAACUUGACAUAUCGUUGGGCGUGGCUGUAGGAUCUUCAAUACAAAUAUCAAUGUUUGUGAUUCCAUUUUGUGUGGUCGUUGGAUGGACGAUUGAAUGUCCUAUGGACUUGAAUUUUAAGCCUUUCGAGACAACUUCACUUUUCAUGUCAGUUAUCAUAGUUGCCUUCAUGUUGCAAAAUGGAACUUCAAACUACUUCAAAGGGAUUGUGCUUAUUCUUUGCUAUUUGAUAGUUUCUGCAAGUUUUUUUGAACAUAUUGAUCCUAUGUUAGUUGAAGAUAAUCCCUCGACUGCCGGUCCAUAAGAAUCAGUUGCCUUUAAGGUCUCUCUUGUUUUCUUUUCUCCCAUUUCUGAAACGAAGGAUUGGUUUUGCGACUUCGUGGUAAAAUAUCAAGUUAAAGAAUCUUCAAGACCAUAGGCUAAAGUCGAAAAUAAGAUAUGUAUAUCUAACAGAGGAAAUCACAUCACAAAUUAAGAAGCUCAUGAAUAUUGUUCCAGCUUACUGAUGUUAAACAUUGGUAGAUUUUUCGACUUGUCCCCGCUUAAGGUUUAUUUUGCACCAUUGAGUUGUUGGCUAUCUACAUUUGAUACUCUAUUCUUUUUAUGUACUACUUUCCAAUACUGAAACAAGAUGAUAGGCAACUGUACUUGUAUAAAAUAAAAAUGAUAGGCAAGUGGCAACUGUAGUAACUAGUAACCAAAAUCCAUGUUGUACUCAUGUUCAGUAUUAUAAAUUACAUCUAUCUAUAUAUA